This is a messenger RNA of Jaminaea rosea, 387 nucleotides long. Its product is annotated as autophagy protein 12. Gene Ontology annotation, biological process: autophagosome assembly; C-terminal protein lipidation; nucleophagy. The transcript has 3 exons. Gene Ontology annotation, cellular component: Atg12-Atg5-Atg16 complex; cytoplasm; phagophore assembly site membrane. Bases 1 to 387 code for a protein of 128 amino acids. Lineage: Eukaryota; Fungi; Basidiomycota; Exobasidiomycetes; Microstromatales. The record is from RefSeq and is a predicted model, not a curated record.
AUGUCCACCCCCAUCCCCACACCAGCAACACCCUCCUACCCCUCCGCAUCACUAACUGCCCUCUCCCUCUCCUCUCAAAAGGACACAUCCAAAGUCCUCGUCCGUUUCAAAGCAAUCGGCUCUGCCCCCAUCAUGAAGAAUCGAGACUUCAGGAUAACCGCAUUCAAUCGUUUUCAGGCGGUUGUGGUGUUCCUACAGAAGGAGCUCGCCGCGAGUGGCGGCAAUGGUGGUGCGAUGGGAACGGGUGGGGUGGGGGGUGGAUUGUUUCUCUACAUUAACAACUCCUUUUCGCCUUCCCCGGAUGACACCGUGGGGAAUCUCUUUCGAUGCUUUGGUACGGAUGGCCACUUGAUCGUCAACUACUCAACUACGCCCGCCUUCGGAUGA